CAUGGAGAAUAAUGCAAGUAAUGCUAAGGAUGCGAAGAACACCUCAGAUGAAGAUGACAGUGGAGACACGGUUCAACAGAAAGCUCAGGAAGAAAUUCUCUUUCAUGAGGAAACCAUUGAUCUCGGUGGAGAUGAAUUUGAAUCUGAAGGGAAUGAAACUGUAUCAGAAGAUUCAAAUAAUUUUGUAGAUAAACUUAAUGAACAAAUGAUGGAGAGCGUCAUUAUUUCAGAUUCUCCAAACAACAGUGAAGAUGACACAGGUGAACUUGGUUGUCUGCAAGAGAUUGUAGAACAAAUAGAAGCUAAAGAUAAUAAAAAACCACAAGCAGAAGUGGAUAAAGAAGAGUUUUUAAGUAAUGAGAGUGAAACUGAACAUGAAGAAACACCCAAAGACAUUUCUGAGAUUGGAACAGAUGAUCAGGCAUCUUUAAAAGACGAAUCAAUUCAGGAAGCAGUGAAGGAGGAACCAAAAUUGGGAAACAAUGUUCCUGUUGAAACAAAACCAAAUAAUAUUGAUGAAACCAAACCUAAGGACCAGAUAUCAUCACCUAGUACUAGCAAACUACCUUCUGAGGCUGAGCCUAUUCCUGUGUGUACCAUUUUCAGCCAAGCAAACAAUGUUAAUACCCAGCCACAGUUGUUCCUACCUGAUGGUUUUGAGCCUCAGAUGGUAAAAUCUCCCAGUUUUAGUAGUAUAAUUGAGACUCCUGUGAAGUCUAAUCCACAGGUGGUUCAACCAAGUCCAAGUCUAAGCAAGUUCUUUGGUGAUACUGUUAACACUAAUACUUUAGCUUCUGAUUUUUUUGAUUCGUUUACCACAUCUAAUUUUAUUUCAGUUAGUAAUCCCAAUGCAAGCUCUUCAGUUCCAGAACAAAUGUCCUCUCUUUCCAAUGGUGGAGACAGUUCUUCUGCUUCAUCUAAUCCUGCUUUCUCUGUGGGAAAUGGGAGACCUGAAGCAGGUGGUUCUCCAUCAUCUCUAGGAAUAACUCAGUCCCCCAAGCCAUUCUCACAAAUCCAGGCUGUUUUUGCUGGGAGUGAUGACCCUUUUGCCACAGCCUUAAAUAUGAGUGAACUAGAUAGAAGAAAUGAUGCUUGGCUUCCUAGUGAGGAAACCAGAAAUGUUCUAAUUUCAGUUGCCACACAACAAUACAGCACUGUGUUCAUAGAUAAAGAGAAUCUCACAAUGCCUGGAUUAAAAUUUGACAAUAUCCAGGGAGAUGCAGUAAAAGAUUUAAUGCUUCGCUUCUUGGGGGAGCAAGCUGCAGUGAAGAGACAAGUUUUAAAUGCCAACUCUGUAGAACAGUCAUUUGUAGGCUUGAAACAGCUAAUUGUAAGUAACAAUCUUU
Molecule: messenger RNA, 1346 nt
Organism: Balearica regulorum gibbericeps (East African grey crowned-crane)
Lineage: Eukaryota; Metazoa; Chordata; Aves; Gruiformes; Gruidae
Source: RefSeq, a predicted model, not a curated record